UUUUGCCUGUCUUAUUUGUCGCGUUGGGGACGUCUUUCAUUUCGGUUUCCCACUUGACGUGUUUUGUUGUCGUGGAAUAAGGUUUCUUGCUGAUGACUCUAUCCGUGGAAAAUCUAACGUUUGUGUAAACCAAAAGUCUUUUUUGGCCUAAAAUAUUAAUUGUGGGAACAACUGAUCAAUGUUUGGUUAAGGUAAUCGGUUGAUAGCGCCUUCAAUUGUUAGUCAGCAAUAACUAGGCCCUACUUCUCUCCGAGUUCUAAAACGAAUUGGAUGACCAUUGGUGUCUUGCACACGAACAGUCAUCAUGUCUAAAAUGCAAGUGAAUAACAAAUUUGAAGAGCGCAUACUGGCUCGUAUUAAUAAUGAAAUUGGCAGCGACUUUAAGAAACUCCACAGAGCCUCCCUUUUGGUUGAUGAAUACAAGUCUCGUUUAGAAACUUUGCGGGAAAAGCUUAGCUAUGAAGAGCCGAAUAAUAUCUCCAGUUUCAAAUCUGCCUUUGAAUGUGAACAACAUACUUGUGAUACCAUAGACUUCCAAAUGGCCAAACUACAAGAGUUUGGCAAAAAGCUCGUAGAACGCAUUUCUGAAUCCAAUAAAGCAUUGAAUGCUGUCAAACCGGAUUUGGAGCAAGUCAGAAAAUUGCAACAAUUGGUUCAAUAUUUGCGUAUAGUUCAGGAUAUACAAGAAAUUAGUAACGCUCUUACGCAGUGUAUAAAUGGCAAAGAUGAAUCUAAAAUGAUAAAUCUCUACUUAAAUUUAUACGAAGAAGGAGAUUAUGAUCACAGCGUUGUCGGACGUCUUACCAGUGUCGAAGCUCCAUUCCUCAAAACAUUUGCCACUCAAACUGCAAUUCACUGGCACAGCUUGCUAAAGGAGAGAUUUUCCAAAGAAUUUGAAAAUGUGCUCAAAUCUUUGAAAUGGGGACAGAAAGAACACGAUUCCUUAUUAAUCAAACCAUCUGCCGAUAACAUUACCAAGGCGCAAUUAUUAGCCGAAUAUCUGUUUUUGUUAAAAUCACCAGCUGAAGAAACUGAACAACUGGAAAUGAUAGCUCCCAGCAUUAUUUGUCAACCCUUAUCAACUGUAACUAAGUAUUUAGUAGCACCCUAUAGACAACGAUUUAUGUACCACUUCACAGGUGUGAAACAGACAAAUCGUUUGGAUAAGCCUGAAUGGUUUUAUACGCAAAUCUUAAACUGGGGCAAAGAGACUCACCUGUUUGUUGGAAAAACAUUCCAAACAUCUGCAGUUAAAGCAGGAAAAUUGGACUUCAAUAUCAGGUUGGAAUUUAUGCGUGGUUUAGUUCAAUUGACGAUUGAAAAACUUAUAGCAGACAUUGAGGAAAUAAGUCGAGAUGAAAAUCUUUUCGCACAUUUAUUAGAUGAAACAUUGGCAUUUGAAGCUGAAUUAAGAGAAAAUUUUGGAUAUCCUGCCAGCUUUCCCAGUGCUAUAUGUGUAAUUACCCAACCAGUGUAUUUACUCAAAUGGAUAUCGUUGGAAGAAAGAUUUUGCUCUGAGAAAAUGGAUAUGAUACUGCAAGCCGAAAAUCCCUGGCUACUAAUUGAUCCUAAUAUAUACGAUGAUGAUUUAAAAAUUCCCAAGUGUGCAGAUCAAUUUAUACGUCUGCUAGAGGCCAUAAAGGACCGCUAUUAUUCCUUAAUACAGCCAGGACAUCAAUUACAAUUUUUAAGUUUACAACUCGAAUUGAUAGAUAACUUUCGACGUCGCCUUGUGCAACUUCAUAGUAGUGGCAUGGUGGAGAGUAUCCCCAUAUUGAAUGCUAUUAAUUACAUUAAAAUGGUAUUGAGUGAAUGGGGUGAAAAUGUACACUAUUUGCACUUACAUGCGGCCCUGGUUGGCCCGAAUGCCGAUGAAAUCAAUUCGGUCUUUGAAAAUCCCGUGUCCGAACUUGAACAUUGGACUGAAAAACUAUUGAAGAACUUAGCCACAAAGGCCGUUAAUGAAAUUAAAGCCAAAUCAAUGCCAUACAGACAUGACUGUUGGCCCACCAUGCCAGACCAAAACAAUAAAGAGCCUUUCAUAUUAUCACCAAGUGCCGGAGAAAUGUUCCAAGUGAUGGUCACAGUUUUGCACAAUCUAGAAAGAGAAUUGUCAUCUAAUCUUUUUAAUUUGACUCUGAGAUUAAUAGCACAACAAAUCGAUGCUUAUAUAUUGGACAGUAUGAUUAUGAACACAAAAUUCUCACCUGCUGGAGCAGCCCAAUUUAAUUACGAUAUGACACGUAAUUUAUUUGCAUUAUUUGGUCAAUAUUGUAGGAGGCCAGAUUUAUUGUUCAAGAGAAUCCAUGAUGCCAACAAAUUGUUAAAUUGUGCCCUUGGCACUGCUAUGCUAUUACACGAAACUCUACAAAGCGAAGAAACAUCCUUGGAGGAAAAAAUGAAGUCUUUAAAAGAGUUGGGAAUUGUAAAUUUCAAACCCAAAACUUGUGUUGAGGUCCUAGAAAGGCGAAUAGAUAUAAGAGCUUUUUAAAUCAAUUGUAAAAAUAUUUUUUUUCACAAAACACUGUUUCCAUUGUGAAGAAAACGU
Molecule: messenger RNA, 2548 nt
Organism: Musca domestica (house fly)
Lineage: Eukaryota; Metazoa; Arthropoda; Insecta; Diptera; Muscidae
Product: RINT1-like protein
Exons: 10
Coding region: 305-2491 (728 amino acids)
Biological process (GO): retrograde vesicle-mediated transport, Golgi to endoplasmic reticulum; endoplasmic reticulum to Golgi vesicle-mediated transport; regulation of ER to Golgi vesicle-mediated transport
Cellular component (GO): Dsl1/NZR complex
Source: RefSeq, a predicted model, not a curated record